This is a messenger RNA of Alternaria viburni, 2100 nucleotides long. RefSeq lists its product as uncharacterized. The record is from RefSeq and is a predicted model, not a curated record. The transcript is spliced from 5 exons. NCBI's taxonomy places the organism in Eukaryota, Fungi, Ascomycota, Dothideomycetes, Pleosporales, Pleosporaceae. The coding region runs from base 1 to 2100 and encodes 699 amino acids.
AUGACAACCAACGCCGGAAGCCCACGCCGUAGAAAGACGUUCCUCGACUUACCUGGAGAACUGCGCAACAGGAUUUACGAGCAUUUCAUCGACCUGAGGCCAUUGACCGGCGAUGCUGCUGGUGUCGCAUGCACCAAUCAGCAGAUCCACGCCGAGUUCCUAACGCUUUACCUUCACCGGAUAUUCGGAGGUGGAGUCGUGGUUUCAUUUGAUCAUGUCCAUGAGUUUCUCCACUCGUUCUUCGUCGCAUAUCCCGACUCGGCUCCCAAAGACGUCCCCUACAAGUUCGCGGUGGGACUUGCUGAACCUCAAACCGACGACGAAGGUGCGACACCUGGUUGGUCACUCGAUUUGGUCAAAGUUGUCUCGAUCAUGCGUCGUUACCCGCUCAUUAACGUUGUAUGGAAGUUGGUUGACAACUGCAAGGAGGCGGCGUUCCAGGACAUAGAGGUUGCGUACACCGUGGCUGCUCUGAAAGAAAUGAGUCUCAACCAAUUCGAACUGCUGGAAUCUGCACACCUCUGCCUGUACGACCUUGAGUGGUACAAAACGAUUCUGUUGGGAGAGAUCGAAGUAGAGGCUUGCCUGUCUCUCAUGUUGAAGAAGGGUGCUACUGAGCAAGACGUCAAGAGCCUUGAGGCAUCAAGAUUGCAGCUACGUAACGCGAUCUACGAGCACUUCAUCGACCUCAACACAUGCGCGUGUAGCACUGACGCCAUCAACUUACUUUGGGUCAACCGGCAGAUCCGUGCCGAGUUCAGAUCGUUGUACUUCCGUCAGGGCACUGUCACAGUCUACUUUGACGACGUCGCUAGCUUCCUACGCGCCUUCAUCCUCCCUUCUACGACCUUAGUGCUUGACGACGUUACAUUUACGAUUCGCGUGGAGCUCGGCAGCGAGACUCACGACCCUAACAAUUGGUUGUUCAACCUGGUGGACGUCAUCUCGACCAUGCGAAAGUAUGCUCUGCUCAACAUCAGAUGGAAUUUGGUCCCGCCUGGCCGCUUUCAGCCCGACAACGAUUUAGGUUUCGCUACUCAUGUGUCUAUUCUAAAGGAUAUGGAGGAUCAUGAGUUUGAGAAGGUAUCUUCCCUAUGGCUUCAUAUUCUUGGGGAGCCGUUGAUCGGAAGCAUUUACACCCUGCUGGACCAUGGCUGUACGGAACAAGAUACCGACGAUAUCCAGCUCCAUAUUGGGGGGCAACUGCGCAACGCCGUCUACAAGUACUUCAUCGACCUCGACCCAUCUCUUGACGAGAGCAUCCAGUUCCUCCAAGUCAAUCGGCAGAUCCGCUCCGAAUUCGGAUCACUAUACCUGAGUCAGGGCAACGCUAUAGUACCUCUUGACUGCCUCAUACCCUUCCUGCGCGACACCUUCCAGCCUAUCGCUAGCCAGAGACCAAAGGACUUCACUUGCAGCUUCCUUGUACAGCUCGACUGGAACGAUCUCUGUUGGCACAGGAGCUUCUGGGACCUCGACCUCUUUGAAACUGUCGCAUUCAUGCGUGGAUAUCCUUUACUCGACAUUCAGUGGGAGCUGGACCCUAAUGCCCGCGAUAGACGCUCUAAUCGCUCCAAUCGCUCUGCCUACUCCGGCCGCCGCGAUCACUCCGAGGUACCUGAAGAAGAAGGAACCGAUGCCGAAGACCAAGACGAAGACCGAAACGAAGACCAAAACGAAGACGGAGACGAAUCUGAGGAAGCACAAUCUGAGGAGUCAGAAUUGGAGGAAGCAGACUCUGAGGAGGAAGACUCUGAGGAAGAAGAGACAGCGAUUCCGAGUCAUUCUGCUCUAGUCACUUUCAGUAUUGACGACAUAGACAUCGACGUACCCCUGUCAAUACUCAGAAACCUGGAGGAUGCGUUGUACGCGAAGUUGGCUGCUAUUGAUCUGUCUUUAUCUGUCAGGCCACCUUUAGAUGAGAAGUUCAGUGCCGGUCUAGUAGCCUAUCUUGACAUCGCUCUGAUGGCGAACUGUACGGAACAAGACUUCGAAAAGUUUGGAUUUGGUAUUGAAUGCGGGGGCGUCAAAGUGCGAUUUCAUGUAGCGCACGAACCAGAAAGCGAAUAUCAUGUCUCCGAGAGUGAGGAAGAUGAAUAG